Molecule: messenger RNA, 853 nt
Organism: Chara braunii
Lineage: Eukaryota; Viridiplantae; Streptophyta; Charophyceae; Charales; Characeae
Source: the annotation of a GenBank genome assembly
GCUAGUUCAACGGUGCAUGUGGGACUUGGCCCCACUUGGUCCCUGCCACCUCGGCCACCCUCGCAGACCGCCAAAACCCCCACUGGAAAACCCCCCUGGCCUGUGGCGGGUUACAACGGUCCCGCCCUGUAUAGCCAUUCGGCCGCCCAUGCGGGUGUCCGAACGGCGUCGAUUGUACGGCGUACGGAGGUUAGAAAGUUGCUGAUGCUGCUGACUAAUCUGUUGGUGCUGUUGAGCAAACUGCUGUAAUGGGAAUGGUGAUUCCUGCUGUUGCUGAGAAAGAGCCUGCUGCUGCUGCUGCUGCUGCUGCUGAUGCUGCCGCUGAUGCUGCUGCUGAUGCUGGGAAAGCACGUACUGUUGUUGCUGCAGCUGCUGUUGGGAAAGAUUCUGCUCGUGCUGCUGUUGUUGUUGCCGUGAAAUUACCUGUUGCUGGUGCUACUGCUGCUGUUGCCGUGAAAUUACUUGUUCGUGAUGCUGGUGCUGCCGCUGUGCAAAUGCCUGAUGUUGAAUCUGCUGCUGGUGGACCUAUUGUGUUUGCUGCUGCUGUUGCUGCUGUUGUUGCUGAGAUUCUUAUUGGUGUUGGUGUUGGUGUUGCUGUUGCUAUUGCUGUUGUUGUUCUUGUUCUUGUUCUUGUUGUUGAUGCUGCUGCUGUUACUGCUAUUGCUGCUUCUGCUGCUGCUGAGUUUGAUCUUGUCUACACUGCUGCUUUUGUUGUUGCUGUUGCACUGCCUGCUGCUGCUGUGGACGCAUGGGAUGUUGUUGCAAGGUUGCACCUGUUGCUGGAUUCUAUGUAUCUUCGGCGGUCAUGACCGCGGGGUCCAACUCACCUGGCGGUCGGGAACCUAACCGCCGG